Messenger RNA from Penicillium egyptiacum, 1494 nucleotides. NCBI's taxonomy places the organism in Eukaryota, Fungi, Ascomycota, Eurotiomycetes, Eurotiales, Aspergillaceae. The record is from the annotation of a GenBank genome assembly.
AUGUCUCCCUUGAAAGAUCACAUGCAAAUGCAUGAUUCAAAUCAGAACCAGAACCAGAAUCAAACGUCCAGCAAUAGAUCCCAGCCGCGGCCCAAGUUUCGAGCCUCAUGCGACCCCUGUGCAGCAUCCAAAGUACGCUGCACAAAGGAGCAGAAUGGAUGUUCGCGCUGUGUUCGAAAUGGCCUGAAAUGUGUGUAUGGCCGAUCGCGACGAAAGGGUAAACCACCUUCCAGCAAGAACAGCUGCGCACAAACACAUCAUAGACACUCACAAUUGUCUUCUCCAAUUCCCCCUUUUCCCGGGGCUCCUGCCUCGCCUCCUGGUGUUCCAGCUCCUUCGUCAUCAUGGGCUGCUGGCCAACACCCCGGUCAUCACCGACCCAACUACAACUUCAACUGUCCGUGGUAUCGGUCGCCUAUGUUCCCAACGGCCAGCUACCAGAAUCAAACGCUUGAUACUGCUAUGGCAAUGGAACGGGAAAGAAGGACACCAAACAGCUUGACUCCACACCAAUCGCUACCAGAUGACAAUACUGCCUCACACAUGCCAGUAGACUCGGGAUAUAUAUUAUGGCCUAAUCUGUCGGGCGCAGAUCGCAUAGUGACCGAUAGCGGCGAAGUUGGUACCCUUCCGAGGAAGGCUGUUCCUGAAGACCAUGGCCAUUCAGAUUAUGAUGACAUGGGGGAUGAUGGCGAGGAAAGAGAUCAUGAUGAGAGACACGAGGAGGUAGAGGAGCUAGAGGAUGCGAAUAAAGAUCAGCAUGAACCAUGCAUUACAGUGGCAUGUCGGGUUCUCUCCUCGCUGUACCAAUUCGUGCGCUGCGACUGUGGGAAUGGACACGCAAGCAACAGCGGCGGUGCAUCCACUUCUCGCGACCAGUGCAAACCCCUCACCCCAGAAGAAGCAGCCCCAACAGGUCAUAUUGUAUUUCGCAUGACUCAAUCAGCCACGGAGAUGGUGUCUCGAUUGCUGGAUUGCACAGGGAGUGCCUGCGCCCAGGAUGCUUCCAUGCUUCUGGUUCUAGGCGCGAUUCUCUCCAAAAUUCUCACUUGGUAUCAGGCCCUGUAUCAAUCUGAGAUUGGCAGCCUGCUCCCGUCAGCCCCCUCACUGGCACAACCGAGCGCUAACCCUCCUCGUCCGGCACUCAAAUCCUAUCAUUCGAACAGUAGCCGGACAGGUGAUCAGGUUAAGCUCUCGCCACAGGUCGAUGGGACGGGAGAUUCAAUGUAUGCUGUCCCAUUGACGAUUCCAUUGAGCAUUGUGACAUUCAAUAUCUGCCGCGCCACGGAAACAAAGAUGAAGGCUCAGCUGUUAUUGUGCCAAUUACAAAAUUUACACCAGGUAUGCCAGGGUCUUGAUCGACGGGUCCAGGCUGCUGAGAGUAUGCGGGGAGAGAAGAACCUAUGGGACGGGUCUAAUGCACAGCUCCUAGAGAAGGUGUGCGAAUUGCAACGUGCCUUGACAGUGGUCUGUACCCAGGCGCCGCCGAAGUAG